AUGACAAUCAACAAUUCUGAGAAUCUGGGAACUACAGUUGGUACUUCACUGUUUGUGGUUCAAGUUGAUGCAAAUGGAACUCAAUCUGCAUCGGGAGCAACACCAGUCAUGAAUCAUAAUCAUCCUCUAUAUCUACACUCGACUGAUAGCAAAUAUACGAGUUUGCAAGGUACACCUAUGGACAACAAUCUGAAACUUACAACUAGGGAAUAUGAUGAACAUUUCUCAACUGCUUCACUCAUAGAAGAUGAAGUCCUAACUGAUCGAGGACCAUACCAAAGACUUAUUGAAAAGUUACUAUAUCUCACAGUUGCAACAACUAAAAAGGUCGUACAUGAAGCAACUCAAAGAAUAAUUAAAUAUAUCAAAAAUGAGCCUAGCCUGAAUGUGCUCCUGUCAAGUAAACCACAUGAUAAAAUUACAGCAUUUUGUGAUGCUGAUUGGGCAACAUGCCCUCAAACAAAGAAGUCUAUCACAGGUUUUCUAGUGAAGACUAGAGAUUCAACGGUGUCGUGGAAAUCAAAGAAAUAA
Messenger RNA from Nicotiana attenuata, 531 nucleotides. RefSeq lists its product as uncharacterized. NCBI's taxonomy places the organism in Eukaryota, Viridiplantae, Streptophyta, Magnoliopsida, Solanales, Solanaceae. The transcript has 3 exons. The coding region runs from base 1 to 531 and encodes 176 amino acids. The record is from RefSeq and is a predicted model, not a curated record.